Phytophthora sojae is the source of this 1767-nucleotide messenger RNA. RefSeq lists its product as hypothetical. Gene Ontology annotation, molecular function: DNA binding. The coding region runs from base 1 to 1767 and encodes 588 amino acids. The record is from RefSeq and is a predicted model, not a curated record. Lineage: Eukaryota; Oomycota; Peronosporomycetes; Peronosporales; Peronosporaceae. The transcript has 4 exons. Gene Ontology annotation, biological process: DNA recombination; DNA integration.
AUGUCGGUGGCAUCGCUAGCUCCUGCGAACAGCCAGAGAAGCAGAGCGACGGCUGUGAAGUCCUUCGAAGACUUCCUUGCGAAGAAGGAGGUGACGCUCACAGAAGUGCAUAGGCCGGAGCAAGGUGUCACGAAACAAGCGCCACCAUGUACUAAGAAAGAUAUAAAGACUAUCAUCUCGGCUCUCUACAUGCACGCUUCCGCCAACUCCGACUACCUGGAUGCGGUGCUAGUGGCGUUGAUGUGGUACCUCUACGGUCGUGGUUCUGAGGCUGAGCAAUUGGAGAAAGCCCAGCUGUGUGUAUACCGCGGCAGUAUGAUAUUUCUCCGCUUUAAGCGUGUGAAGACUGCUUCGCAACAGGGAAUCUCCCUGUUUAAGGGUCCUAACAAUCCCUUCACGUGCCCGUUACACGUGCUAGCUGUCGCUCUCGCCCUUCAACCCGCUCCAGGAACUCGCAUCUUCCCGCAAUUUGCUGCCGUACCUGCGCUGUCCGCGUCCGACGACCAAGACGACGAUGGCGAGCUGGGGCUGAUUGCGCAGCUAGACCGCGAGCUUGCGGAAGCACCUACAUGCAAGACUCCACAGCCAUGUCGAGCCAACUUGGCCCCUGGUGCCCAAGCUUAUAUCAAUAGACUAUUAGUCACGGUUAGUGGGCUGCCAGCAGCAAAGGAGAGUGGACUCACGAAGGGACUUACCUCGCACUCCUUCAGAAGAGGUGGGGCCAUGCACGCCAACGCCGACAGCCGCAUUAGCCCGAACUGGGUUGUUGAACGCGGGGGCUGGAAUAUGUCGCGCGUGAGCAAGGCGUUUUCCUACAUGCUGAACACAACACACGAAGAUCAACAAAUUGCGCGCCAAUUGAGCGGUUGGAACCCGCAAGCGGGCGCCCGACUUCCAGACCUUACCGCCCUGGACGGAGUUGUCCGAGCGCGCGUGGAGAAGCUGCAGGAUCUUCUCUUCGCUGCUGUCACUGGUUUCCCAACAGUGUCUUGGAACUUGGAUCCUCAGGUGCUCGAAGUGUUGAUGGCGACCUUGAUCCUUCACUUCCCCGAGAUGGAACGCCAUCGCUUGGAUAGCCCGUACGUCCGUCGCAUUCAUGAAGCCCUUGGUGUCCUCAACAUACAGGCCUCCGAGCUGUUGGCAUGGUCGAUCACCCUCCGAGCUGCAUUCAAUCCACCUGCAGAAGAGAAACAAGAAACAGUGUCGCAGCAGCUCGACGAGCUAUUGCUCCGCCAAACACGCGUAGAGGAAAGGCUGGCUGUUUUGGGGGCGAACGCAGAAUCUAUUGACAAGAAAACAAACACUACCGAGCAGCAGCACGAAGACGUUGAGCAGUCGCAGCCAAAGCGCGCGCGCAAACGUGCCUCCAAAGCGCUAUCGGCAGUGUGGUUCGAGUGGUUCACUGCUGUACCACGCAUGUACGAAUCAAUAACAGUUAGCAAAGCCAUCCUUCACGAGUCACGACGCGCAGUUGCAUUCAUGAUGCUCUGCUUACCUUCUGGGUUCAAGCUGGACCCGGCCUCGCCAGCGUACAAGGCGGAGGUCCACGCUGUUGGAGUCGAAGCCGAGAAGAAGACGCUUGAAUACUUGGCUGCACAAGGCUCACAGGCUGUAGCCGUUGGCUCGGUCGUCAAAGCCAUGCGUGUGCUUCACAAAGCAGGCCACCUUUCCGUCCUCCUUGACCAGUUUCGCGAGCGCUACUAUGAAGGCGAAGGCGUCGACCCGACACCCAAUUCCGCCCUUCCGCCAUUCCUGCGCUUCACCUAA